Radiomyces spectabilis is the source of this 1875-nucleotide messenger RNA. RefSeq lists its product as uncharacterized. Gene Ontology annotation, biological process: positive regulation of transcription elongation by RNA polymerase II; transcription initiation at RNA polymerase II promoter. The coding region runs from base 37 to 1710 and encodes 557 amino acids. Lineage: Eukaryota; Fungi; Mucoromycota; Mucoromycetes; Mucorales; Radiomycetaceae. Gene Ontology annotation, cellular component: transcription factor TFIIF complex; nucleus. Gene Ontology annotation, molecular function: TFIIF-class transcription factor complex binding; DNA binding; RNA polymerase II general transcription initiation factor activity. The transcript has 8 exons. The record is from RefSeq and is a predicted model, not a curated record.
CUUUAUUCUAUACUAUCGAUUGCGUUUUUAUUUGUCAUGUCCUACUACACUGGUGGUGUCCCGUUUAUGGGUGGAGCAGAAGUUAGACCAAUGCAGCAAGGUGUCCUGCCGCAGAGACCUCCGCCAGCACGACCACCCAUGCCGUCUACGCAGCCAACCGCCAUACCGUUCACUGAUUUCCAGUUAAAAAGCAGCGCUGAUCACGGCCGUCAUCAUGUCAUGGACUUUAGAACAUCGAAAAAGAUCGAUCUGAAAACCUUUAGUCGUCCCGUGCGUUUGCAACGAAAAGAUGCAAACUACGUCCCUUUGCGUGAACGUGGUACGGAAACCGAUACCGUGGAAAGUCCUUCUGAAGUUAGAGGGCCAAAAACAAGCGCAGAUACUUCACUCAUUGCUCCCAUGGGCGGGGCGACGCGGAAUAAAAAUAUGCUGUUCAAGAAACGCACUCGCCAGAUUUUUCUCGCCAAGGACGAUGUGAGAGAACUGAAGGAACAGGAACAAAAACCAUGGAUUCUGGAAGAUUACGACGGACAAAAUUGUUUCAUGGGAACGCUGGAGGGAGCUCAACGGUCCGAUUACGUUUUAUUCGUAUUGACAGACAAUGAUUUCAAAGUGGUCCCUGUAGAUCGAUGGUAUAAAUUCCAGCAAAAGCGGAAUUUCAAAACGUUGACGUUGGAAGAAGCCGAAAAACAGCUUAAUACUCACCAAAAACGGGUGGGACAAAGAUGGAUGAUGUUGAAAAGAGAAAAGGAGGCAGAAGACGAAAAGGAAGAAAAAAACACUGGCAAAAAGUCGACAAGGUUCAAAAUUGUGGACGACGACGAAAAAUUUGAAACGGACGAAGAUGAUACCAGUCAUCGAAGAAGGAGUCAGCACGAUUCCGAUUUGGAUGACCUCGACUAUGACGACGACUUUCAAGAUGAUGAAGAAGGCGGUGCUGAGCAUGAAAUUGAAGACGAAGAAAUAAAAGAUAGCAAGGCGCGGAUCAAGCGAGAAACCAAAGAUUAUAUGUCUGACGAACAAGAAGACGACGAUGUUCAAUUGAGGGUGACAGGUGGUAGUAAAUUAUCCUCAGAGGGAAAGCAAAUGCGACGGCUGGUGCGCGAUCUGGAGAAAAAUCGAGCUUACGAAAGCGAUGAAGAGGAAGGCGAUCCUUAUGCUUCAAGCGCAGAAGAUAUCGGGACAGAUUUUGACGACGAAGAUCAAGAGCAGCAGGAUAUAGAUAAAUUAGCAGAAUCACCCACGAAGCGAAAAACACCGACGACCCCUCCCAAAAGCAAUGUGAUUGCAAGAAUGAGAAAAGAAGCCAAAUCCAAACCUAUCGGAAGGCCAGGAUCCCCGUCUUUGCAACUAAAAAGGGAAAGCUCCCCACCCCACUCACGCAGCAAUCUACGCGCAGAAACUGGGUUGCUUACCAAAGAGCGCCGUUCCGAUGAGCCGAGCAGUCCUGAGAAACGCAAUCGCCCUGCUAGUUCUCCUGGAUCACCAGAAAGCGGCGAACAGGAUCCUAUUACAGAAGCAGAGGUCAUCAAUGCGUUACGUGGCCGAUCCAUGACCACCAAAGAAUUUCUCAUAGGAUUUAAAAGGCGUAUCAAGAGGAAUGACCGUAACCGUGAGAUAAUUAUGAAGAUCCUCAAGAAAGUGGCUCGACAUAACGCUUCUCACGAUCCUAAAACUCGCACCCUCGAAUUGAAAUCCGAAUAUCAAUAAACAUUUUGCUGUUACUGGAAACAAAUCGAUUUUUUUGUUCUUCAUCAAAGCGACCGGAUCAAAGCAGACCGGUAGCGCAACAAGCGUUGAAAAAGAUGACCAUGCUGAUGUAUUGACUGAGAAUAGCGUGUCACAACAGAUAAUUACGAUACUUUGUUAUCAAAG